Molecule: messenger RNA, 1351 nt
Organism: Anguilla anguilla (European eel)
Lineage: Eukaryota; Metazoa; Chordata; Actinopteri; Anguilliformes; Anguillidae
Gene: comta
Product: catechol-O-methyltransferase a
Exons: 6
Coding region: 290-1084 (264 amino acids)
Biological process (GO): dopamine metabolic process; developmental process; catecholamine catabolic process
Molecular function (GO): magnesium ion binding; catechol O-methyltransferase activity
Source: RefSeq, a predicted model, not a curated record
GAGAGAGAGUGUGUGAGAGAGACAGAAAGGCAGAGAGAGAGGGCGCACACAUGUACAUGAGAGAGCAGGAAUUGGUUUGAGAAUGUGUGCAUGUGCUUGUGUGUGAAAUAGAGAGAGGGAGGGAGAAAGACAGAGAGAGCGAGAGCGAGCGAGCGAGCGAGCGAGCGAGAGAGAGAGAGUCUGCGCGUUCUCGUGUAAGGGGAGCAAGGAAAAGAAGAAUUUCACCGCGGAGCUUGACUACAGCCGCAAUCAGAAAGUAAGACUCCUCCCCCCCUCUCUCUCAGACGGAAUGUGGCUGUACUUCCUGUCGGCGUGCGCCGGGGGCGUGGCCGCCCUGUACGUGCUGUACUCCUGGCUGAUCCCGGCCGCCGUGCAGUACAGCGGGUGGUGGGCGCUCCUGUGGCACGACGUUGUCGUGGAGCGCACGCUCGACGUCCUCACGGGCUCCACGCGACCCCAGCGCCUCCUGAGUGCGGUGCAGAAGAACGCCACCCGGGGAGACGCCCAGAGCGUGAUCUCCGCCAUCGACCACUUCUGCCGGCACAAGGAGUGGGCCAUGAACGUGGGCGACGAGAAAGGCCCCAUCCUGGACGGCGUGGUGAGCGAGGCGAACCCCGGCUCGGCCCUGGAGCUGGGCACGUACUGCGGCUACUCCACCGUGCGCAUCGCCCGCCUGCUGCCACCGGGGGCGCUGCUGAUCACGCUGGAGUUCAACCCGGCGUACGCUGCCGUGGCCAGGCAGGUCAUUGACUGGGCGGGGCUGCAGGACAAGGUGCGGCUGGUCGAAGGGCCUUCCGGAGACCUGAUCCCCCAGAUGAAGGAGCUCUUCGGCGUCCAGACUUUCGACUUCGUUUUCCUGGACCACUGGAAGGACCGCUACCUGCCCGACGCCAAGCUGCUCGAGGAGUGCGGCCUGCUCAGGAAAGGCUCCGUGCUGCUGGCGGACAACGUCAUCUGCCCCGGGACCCCGGAGUACCUGGAGUACGUCCGAAACAGCCCCCGCUACGAGAGCCGCUACUUCCGGUCGCACCUGGAGUACACGCGGGCGGAGGACGGGCUGGAGAAGUCCGUCUUCCUGGGGUAGAGAGAGAGAGAAACGCGGACACGUCUCGCGCGUCCAAAAACCGUUUACAGGAGCGAGAAGUCGCCCUCCUGCUUCAGUUUAGCAGCAGUAUUAACUGCAGGGCUCUCGUACCCAACACAGAUAUUCCUUUUAAAAACAUUUUAAAAAAAGGUGAAGCACAAUUGUCGCCCCUCACUUCACUCACUUGUGUGAAGCUGGACGGGCGGCAUUUAGAACGACUCGCUGUCUGGAGACUGCUACUGAAGGACCACUGAAAUGGAUCAAAUU